AGCCCCGGGAUGGAUUUGGACAGCGCUGACCUCAGUUUCCGCGAGGAGCUGCAGUGCCCAAUCUGCUUGGAGCUCUUCGUGGAUCCCGUCGUUCUGGGCUGCGGCCACAAUUUCUGCCGGUCCUGCGUCGAGGGGUACUGGCGCCAUCAGAUUCCCGACCCCUGCUGCCCCGCAUGCCGCGAGCCGGCCGGCGCGUCCACCCUGCGGCCCAACGGGGCGGUGAGGCAGCUGAGCGAGGCGUCCCGGACUCUGGCGGACCUCUACUGUGAGCAGCACGGCCUCCGGCUCAAACUCUUCUGUGACACCGACCUGCGGCUCAUCUGCCUCGGCUGCCGAGACGGACCGGGGCACCGGGAACACCAGGCCAGCCCGGUCGGCGAGGCCGCCAGGUUCUACAGGGGUGAGCUGCAGCUGGAGAUCUCUACAGUAGAAGAUCGAUCAUGCGCCUUCAGGUACCUCCUGUGUAAUGAGCAAGACAAAGUUUCUGCCUUGCAGAGAAGCUCUGAGCAACUGUUGCUCCACAUCAGGGAGCAGUUUGCACAGAUGCACUCCUUUCUGCAGGAAAGGGAGGAGAGCUUGUGUCGGGAGCUGGUGGUGCACAAGAACCACAUCCUGCAGCAGAUCCAGGGUAACCUACAGAAGAUCCAGAAAGGGCUGGAUUCCCUGGAUAGCCGGCAUGAAGAGUUAAGGACACAUCAGGCUCAGGAGAGCGACAUUGAGUUCCUGAAGACAGUGAAAAGCCUAAGGCUGGAUAACAUCCAGAUGCCCAGUGAGGUGCCUGCCACGCUGCCCUUGGGAGAGUUCAAGGGACCCCUGCAGUACAAGGUGUGGCGAGAGAUGAAAGACUUCAUUGGCCCAGUCCCCGCCUCUCUCACACUGGACCCGAACUCUGCACACCAUAAGCUCCUGGUCUCAGAGGACCUGACCCAGGUGCGCCUGACUGACAGCAGGCAGCAGCACCUUCCCUCCGCUGACCGCUUCGACCCCUGCGUCAACAUCCUGGCCGCUCAGGGCUUCAGCUCUGGAAGGCACUACUGGGAGGUGGAGGUGGGCACCAAGACGGCCUGGGACCUGGGUCUGGCCCGCGAGUCUGUCCAGAGGAAGGGCUGCCUCACCCUGUCACCAGUGGAUGGCUACUGGACCAUUUGGCUACGGAAUGGCAAGGAGUACAAGGCUCUCGACUGGUCCACAAUCCCUCUGCAUCUCUCCGUCAAGCCCAGGAGGGUGGGAAUCUACCUGGACUAUGAGGAAGGCCAGGUGUCCUUCUAUAAUGCUGAUGACAUGUCCCACCUCUACACUUUCAUGGACACCUUUACCGAGAGGCUCUUCCCCUAUUUCAGCCCAUACUUGAACUGCGGGGACAAUUCUGAGGGCCUGACUCUGUGCAGACUGAAGCUGUAGCGCACACAUGUCCCAGUCCUCCCCUGCCUCACUGCGGGCUUGCCACUUCCCAGCACCCCCACUGCAAGCUGGCAUGGUUUUGAUGAGCCAAGUGUGUCAAGAAUUAGACACCGUCAAUUUCCAUUAAAUGCACACAACCCCUGGCACUGGUUGACCUCUGUUACUGCAAGCACAACAUUAAAAAUCCUUGUAAAGCUAUUAGCUGCAGAUGCGUCAAAUCCAUGGGAGGGGGGUGGAGGAAAGCGAGUUGGGUUAAGUGUUGGAAACACUCAUCAGGGUGGAUGGCAUCUGGGAAGAGAAAUAGUUAAUGUUCCAGGAAGCUGCAGAUCCUGAAAGCUGAAGCAAAAGAUAAACUGGAGAAACUCAGUGGGUCAGGCAGCAUCUGUGGAGGGAAAGGGGAUGGUGUCGGUCUGGAGUUGAGUCCCUGCAUCAGGCAGGAUCCCUCUCCCUAAACGUCACUGGUGUAAAUGAACAGUGUUAACCUGAAAAGUUGAUAUUCAAUUUCCCUCCACGGAUCCUGUCUGAGUUGCCGAGUUCCUCCAGCACCUUGUGAUCAGAUUCCAGCGAUUGUAGAACCUCUUCUCUCCACAGGGAGAGUUAGAUUUGCACUCUCACCCUGGCUCUGGUCAUCAGCUUGCAUUUGUAUAGCACCCUGCAGAGCCUUGGGCUAACUGAACUUGCUUUUCUGGGGUUGAACAGCUGUUGUACCCAGGUACCCAGUAACCAAUAUACCACCUGCAUCAAACUCCUGCUCCACCUGUUAUGGUGACGGCAGGUGGAGCUGCUGGCUCACAACUGGAUUUGAACCUGAGCUUGUCUGCUGUCCGUGUGGAGUUUGCAUGCCUUCCCUGUGACCCCAGGAGCUUUGGUUUCCCUCCAUGUCCCAAAGAUGUGUGAGUCAGUGGGAUGAUUGGCUGCUACAAGUGGGCGAGGGGUAGAGGAUGGGAAUGUGGAGAGAAUAAGAUGGGAUCAGUGAAAGAGGCUGCUUCAUCGCUGGCAUGGACUCAAUGGGCUGAAGGGUCUGUUUCCAUGCUGUGGGACCAGCAGGGCUAUUGAACUUGACGCAGCAUCCCCUGCCCUCACUUUUAUUUAUCAGCUCCCACAAUCAAGGGAAUAGCAAGGAAGGGGGGGACCUUGCCAUGCAAGUCUGAGGAUCCUGGAACAUGGCAGCUCGUGGUGAAAAUGGUGCAUGGGAUUAUCCAGAACAGUGAGUAUGAGGUUGUUGGACAAUUCUAUAAAGCACAGGUUAAGCCUCUGCUGGAGUACUGUCCCCACGAAAUGUAAUGAUGUGAUUGUACUGUGGAGGGUGCAAAGCUGGUUCACUGGGAAGUGACCUGGGAUGCAGCUUUGCUCAGGGGAGAGGCUUUGGUGUGGAUGAGCAACACAGACACAGUACAAAUCUGGGGGCAUUGAAAGGUUGGUUUGUGAGAAAUAUUCCCUGCAAGAGCUCCAGAACCAGGAGGCCUAGGCUUCGGGUGAGGGGAUCUGCAGAUGAACUUCACCACCUCCCUGCUCCCGGAUAGUUGGGGUCUGUAUUGCAUUGUCUGAGGAGGAGGUGGAAAUGGACUCAACAUUUAAGAAAUAUCUAGGUGAGCACAUGAGCCACCGAGGCAGUGAGGACUACCCAAUGGGAUGAGCCUAGAUGAGUAGCUGAUGGUCAACAUCCAUCCUGUGGGCCGCUUACUGAGGAUGUGACCGACCAUGCUAAGGCAGCAGGACUGGAGAAGGUUGUUCUUGAACUGCUGACAUGGCAGUCAGGGAGAGGGAGAUUCCAUACUUGUUUAUUUUUAACCUAUUUUCUCGUCGACCCUCCUCCCUUUGGCUUACUUAAAACACACCAAUGGGUAGUUCACAGAGCCCAAAUAAUUUACUUGUCUGCAGGUUUGGGAAUAUUGGAAGAAGCCGGAGAACUCGGGAAACCCAGAUGGUCACAGGGAGAAGAGCACACUUUGCACUCGCAUGGUAUCUGAGAUGGGCAUCGGACCGGGAUUGCUGGAGCUGGGAGUGUGUGGUUUGCCCGCUUCACUGCCCUGCACGUUGCUCACUGCUGAUCAGGAUUAGCUGGCAGACUUUGCCAGUGCUGAACAACAGCCUGAAGUCGAGGUUUGGGUUACUUGUAGGUAAAAUCCAGGUGAGUGGAGAUGGUGGACAGGCCAGGAGGUGAACAGAGACCCAGUCCUUUUAAGGGCAUCACAGCUUGAUGCUGCCCCUCCCCAGAUUCAUUCCUGAAGACUCCUGUCACCCGGCAACAUGGAAAGCACUGGGCUUCUCCGUUCUCAAGAUCUCACACUCCGUACACCUUGAUUCUAAACUGUACCCGUGUAUGAGGCCAGUGCUGGUGAUUGCCCACUUGCCAGGUGUUAAUGGUUGGGAGGGGGAGACUUGGUUUGAGUUGGCUGAGGAUGGAAGAGAGAGUUUGUAUUGGGGAAGGAGCUGCUGUCCAUUAGCUUGUUCUUCCAUGGAUUUGGGAAGAUUUUGUAGAAAUGGCAUUAGUAGCAUCUUGUGUGCCUUGAGCUGCAAGGUGGUCUUGGUCUCGAUGCAGUGGAGCCUGCUGUCCAUCUGAGCAGCUGGCCAUUCUCUUGGUUGUGUCUGAUACUGCCAAACUCAACCAGGGUCAAGGGUCAUCUUCAUCCACCAUACACAUGUACAUGUAUUAGGAAUUUGUUGUUUUUGUUGCAUGUCACACCAUGACCAACAAUAUUCCACAAUUAUAAAGAAUUAUAUAAAAAAAUAAAGUUGAAG
Hypanus sabinus (Atlantic stingray) is the source of this 4143-nucleotide messenger RNA. RefSeq names its product zinc-binding protein A33-like. Gene Ontology annotation, biological process: protein ubiquitination. NCBI's taxonomy places the organism in Eukaryota, Metazoa, Chordata, Chondrichthyes, Myliobatiformes, Dasyatidae. The transcript has 6 exons. Bases 10 to 1401 code for a protein of 463 amino acids. Gene Ontology annotation, molecular function: zinc ion binding; protein binding; ubiquitin-protein transferase activity. The record is from RefSeq and is a predicted model, not a curated record.